AUGGAUAAAGAAGAUCGAAUAAGUUAUCUGCCAAGAAAUGUUAUAGAUCGCAUCUUUGAGCUCCUGCCUGUCGAAGAUGCAGCAAGAACUAGUAUUUUGUCCACAAAAUGGAGAUAUAUUUGGGCCGCGCUUCCAAAUCUGGUGCUAGAUAAUCCCUUUUGCAAUAAAUUAGCAUUAAGAUCUCGACAUAUUUUCGAACAAACAAUAGACAAGAUUCUCUUACAACAUAUUGGAGAUAUUGUUACAUUUGAUCUCGAUAUGUCAGGACUACAGUUGUCUCUGUGUCCAGCUAUUGAUAGAUGGAUACUUUAUGCCACCAGAAAUAGUGUCAAGAAGUUAAAGCUUAACAUGCCAAAGGAUAGUCCUUUCAAAGUGCCUUCUUAUAUAUUUAAUUGUCCAACCCUGACAAAAUUGAAACUCUUUAACUGUGUCGUUAAACUCCCAAAAUCUUUUCUUGGCUUUCAAAAACUUACAAAGCUUUCUCUGCGAAAAGUAACCUUUGAGUCAACUACAGAAAUUUGUGUUAUUAAUGUCCCCCUUCUUGUCAAAUUGUCCUUGAUAAAAUGUAAUGGUACUCAAUACCUCAACAUUGUUUCAGUUGGGUUGAAGUCCUUGCAUUUUUAUGAGAGUCGGUGUAAUCUUGACCUAAAUUGCUUUAUGAACUGCAAACAAUUGACAUGUUUGUAUCUGGAGGUUGAUAAUUAUUCAAUGCCUGCUGAAAGAAUAACUUUGGAAAAGCUUCUUAUUAGCUUUGCUACACUUGAGGUGCUUGCGUUGUGUUCAUUUGAACUUGAGGUGAAGUUCCAAAGGCGAUCCCUUUUACGUUCAACUGCUUGUAUCAUCUACAUUUAG
Messenger RNA from Solanum dulcamara, 852 nucleotides. Its product is annotated as F-box/FBD/LRR-repeat protein At1g13570-like. Lineage: Eukaryota; Viridiplantae; Streptophyta; Magnoliopsida; Solanales; Solanaceae. The coding region runs from base 1 to 852 and encodes 283 amino acids. The transcript is spliced from 2 exons. Gene Ontology annotation, molecular function: protein binding. The record is from RefSeq and is a predicted model, not a curated record.